AUGGAUAACAGGAAAUGGAUAGAAGCUCAAGAGAACAGAAGUCUAAACAGGGAGAUAGAUAUGGCGUGGGAAAAAUAUAUUAGUCGCAUUUAUGCUUAUGUGGCCAGGGAACAACUACCAAACAGUUCCUUGGGUAGAACCUAAUUGAAGAGGAAUGGAUGAAACGUCUGCUGAUGUUCUCAAUAAUGGCAUUUAAAAUCAUAUUGACUGGUAUCUAAGUCAUUAAAAAUUGUGUCUGAAAUAAAGAAUUAUCAACCAUUAUUUAUGUUAAAUGUUUUCCUUAUUUUCUCUGAUGAAGGGAAUUCUAAUUUUUAGUAUCACACAGUUAAUGUUGUCUAAAUAUGUUCUUCGGGAGAAAAUAUUUUUUAACUUUCAUAUAAAAAUAGACUUUUAGGGAAAAAUAGAAUGUCUGUUGGUUCAAGGGAGAUUAGGGAUCUAAACCAUAGGAACGAAAACAAUUGACAUUUCAACGAUCACUUUCAACCUUGGAACCGUUAUGACAGCCUCCAUCAGGGUUUAAUUACUUGGCUGUUGAUGAAAGUGUAAUAGCGUUAACCAUUUGAUCUUCUUGGAUUAUUCAAUUUCAGCUGUAGAUCGAUAUUAAAAUUCACAGGAUUCACAUGAUUACUUACAGAACGGACAAAAAAUAAUUUGGCUCAAAUUCAGCUCGUUAUUAAGCCUUCUACUCAACAUGUUACUGUGUCGUGUAACUAAUGAGAGUAUGGUAUCAACUUGAUGAUCAGCCGUAACUUUUUAUUCAAACCAUGGUCUUCUAGGUUCCUAACUGGACUUGGAUUUAUGUUAUGAACCAUGUUAAUUGGGUCGGAUGGUUAAUGAUUUUUUAGAAACUUCCCCAAUAACCUGGAUAAUUAUGAUAAAUAAAGCCUUCUGUUGAUUUGGUUUCACGUCUUUACCACACAGGAUAGUGCUAUUCUAUUUGAAACAGAAUGGGCAUGUGCUUCCCUUGUUUCUUACAGUACAAUCGACUACUGGUGUUCAGAUAAUCUGUUUUCUUUUUGGUUUCAUCUAUUCUUGAUAUUGCUAAUCAUCUUAAUUUUUUGACAAAUUUCUUAAGAAGCUAUCCUAAUGUCUUACAAUUUAUAUGCAUGCACUUAUCGUAGUUUUUUUUUGCUAUUUUGGUUAUCAAUGAAUCGUAUAGUUUGGGUGAGAAAACAUUAUAGUAUGAAUGGUUUAGGUUAAUGAUGGAUUGUGGUGCAUCUGAGUCGCUUUCAGACUUAUAUGAAUGUUGCCCCUGCACAUGCUUGCCCAUGGAGGCCAUUUUAGCUAAAAAACUUUACACAUCUAGCUCAGUAAUAUUUGUGGGCUUUUUAUUGAAUCAGUUUGUUCAUGCUUAAUAAUAUGUUUUAAGGUAGGCCUUUUGUUUUUUUUUUUUUUUUUUUUUACAGUGUCAUUAAGAUCGUCCUUCAGUUCUGCAAAGAGAACUCACUGCAUCAAACCUUCCAGACAUUGCAGAAUGAGUGUCAGGUUUCCCUGAAUACAGUGGACAGCCUUGAGACCUUUGUUUCAGAUGUCAAUAGUGGGAGGUGGGAUGCAAUAUUGCCUCAAGUGGCUCAACUGAAGCUUCCGAGAAACAAACUUGAGGAUCUUUAUGAGCAGGUAUGAAAGUAUUCCAACGUGUUGCUUUUAACAACUAUUGUAUUGUUUUUCGUUGUAGUGACUUGAAUCACUGUUGAUGUCUAGAAGUUUUUUUGAAGGUAAUAACUGACACAAUUUUUUCUUAUACUUCUGUUCUUACCCAUCUCCCAGAUUGUUUUGGAAAUGAUUGAACUUCGUGAGUUGGACACUGCUCGUGCCAUUUUAAGGCAAACUCAGGCAAUGGGUGUUAUGAAACAAGAGCAGCCUGAAAGAUAUUUGCGCCUUGAACAUCUCCUAGUCCGAACAUAUUUUGAUCCACUUGAGGUUUGUGUUAUUGUUUAAAUGUGUUGUUAGUUCCUGAAACUCCUCAUGUCGGUGCUUUGUUUGUUUACAUGUUUUUCGCAUUUCCAUACCCACAAUAAUCUGAUUCUGUGAGUUUCAAUUUUUACUCUAGUGAAUACACAUUCGAAAUUUGUUAAAGAAAAACAGUUUUAGUGUUUGGAAGGCAAUCGUCACGGUUUAUUGCAUAUUAGUCUGAAGGCAAUUUUCAAAUUUUUGUCACAAAAUAUUUUUAAUGUUUAUUUCAAAAUACUUCUGGAGCAUUAUAACUGCAUGAUCAUAUUGAUGUUGUUCUUUCACCAUGAGCAGCAGCAAUCAUGUGUGUGCACUUGUGGUCCUCCGCAUUAGUUGUUUUCAGUGUGAAUCCUUUCUUUGAAGCUUUGAUCUCUACUCUAAACGGAUUAACAUUCAGCUGAAACGAAGUUAAAUUUGAGUAUUAAUAUUGUCCAAAUUUUUUCUGGUAAUUGUUAUUUUAUGGAUCAAUCCUGAUCCCUUCUCUGAGAAAUAAAAAGUUUUAAAAGCUGUAAUUUACGCAUAUGAUCUGCCAAUUUGUUAACGUAUGACUAAUUGAGACUUGAAAAUGUUCAUUGCAAAUAAUUUUGGCAUGUCUCUUUAAUGGUAUAGUCUAUCGUUUACUGGUCUAAUUGCUACAUUGCUCUUUAGAUAUUUCAGCAAAUACACUUGAAAAGUUGUUGAUGUUUAUCUUCUCACAUAUAGGCUAAUGGUUUUUCAUUCGCAUCGUUUUUUAUUGAUUUUUUUGGUUAAUUGUGUUCGUUUCUCUUGCUUCUUUGGAGGCUUUUUGUCAAUUUUUGUUCUUAGAUUAGUUACUGCCGUAGAAGAAGUUCACGCAAUUGGAUCCGUGAUGAGGACCUUCAUAAUCAACUACUAAUGAAUUACUGUCUGAUUCGUUGAUUUACUUAAGCUUUUACUGAUUGUUACUUAUCUUUUGGUUGUCUUUUCUUGCUCUGCCAAGUACUAAAGAGCCAGGUUAAUAUCUGCAGGCAUAUCAAGAAGCAACAAAGGAAAAGCGGCGUUCAUUGAUUGCACAAGGUUUUUCUAGCUUGCCUCAUGUACAUAUUUUUUGUUCGACUAUUCUUGCCUCACGUUUCCUUUCAUUGAGCCAGUCCUUCAAUCUGUAGCAACUCCCGCCCAACAGUCGAAACAGCAGAGAGGGAAAACCGAUAGUUCUUGGAUUAAGGACAGUAAAAGAGGACAGAGGGGAAUGAGCGGAGGUAUGUCGUAGGGAGGAAGACGGAUGAGUGUGGAAGAAGACAGGGGUAGAUGACGGGAGUUAACCCUAACACGGGAUUUCGAGGUAUCCCAGCCUCCUUAAUCUGCGAUGCACCCUUCUGCUGCAUAACCCGGUCUUAAAUAUUCCCUUACCCUUAAUGGGCCCAGUAUUGGGUCUCCUACGGGAGUAAGUUGGGCCCAGUGGCCUAACACAAUCUUUACUUGAAUUUUUUUUUCUCUCCAUUUAUGGAUACACGCAUCAGCAAACUAAGACACGAUAAUGGGCCUAUCACUUAACAAUUGUUCCCUGUCAGUAAACAUUUUAGUUGAAUAUUCGGGGUGCCAUCAUGCUUGGUUCAUGAUAAUGUUGGAUAAGGGUAUAAUUCAUUGGGUGCCAUCUUGUGGUUCAUUUAUCUUUUCCCCUCGUGCUCAUUCUCUAGUUGUUGAUGUUGUAGCCAUUGCUGCUGAAGUUAAUGUGGUACCACCAUCACGUUUAAUGGCUUUGAUUGGUCAGGCAUUGAAAUGGCAACAACACCAAGGUCAGUGGUCCUUGAUUGUGCUUUAUAUAUCUAUAUUUUAAUGAUACGUUCAUAUAGUUUCGCUGAAGCAUAUUCUUUUUUUUUUUUCUUGCAGGAUUACUGCCUCCAGGAACACAAUUUGAUUUGUUUAGAGGUACUGCUGCAAUGAAGCAAGACGAAGAUGAUAUGUACCCAACAUCGCUUGUGCACACGAUUAAGGUGAGUUUGCUUGUCCAGAACAUUCAUUGAAUUUGCAAUGGUGCUUAUGUUUGUUGUGAAUUGUCUUCUGUUCAACCACCUCAUGUAGUUUAAGCGCUUUCUUAUUUGCCUUCGUAGCUGUAAUAAACAAAAAAAUAUUGUGGUUUGAAAGGGGAACGUUUAGUAAAUAUAUAUAUGCUCAUGCUUCUUUUAGUUGGUUCAAUAAUAUGGCAAAGUACAACUUAUCUGUGUUGUGUUCAUGAUAAUUGUUAAAAUGUAAAUUACAGACUGAUUGAUUAUCAUUCUGAUUCGACACUAACAAUUAAAGAAUGGAGAUUGGAAUUGGCCAAGCUUAUUUAUCCUUAUUUAGAAUAGUGGUAAGACUAUUUGGUGUCUUGUCAAGUCAAUUAGAUACGAGUAUAUGAUCGUAUACCGUAGCCAUGUGUGUUAGGAGGAUUUGAAAGAGACCAUAAAAUCUUCAUGUGUACUCAAGAAGUAGACGCAUCAUACCUCAGUCUUUGUGUAAGUUUGUUGAUGGAGUGAUACUUGGUCACAAUCGUCAGAUCGAUGCUUUCAACAUCUUCGUCUGGUUGCAUUUAGAUUUUACCUAUUCUCCUCUGGUUAUAACUUGUCAAGGAAUUGUUUAGACUCUGGCUGACUGGGUUAUCACGUUAGUCAGACUGAUACUGUGGUACUAUAAAAACUCAAGUUUGCAAUAUGGUUUAGGAAUAAAGCUCAAUGGUUAGGAAAAGAAGCAACUGCACAAACAGUGCAUAUAAUAAUUUUAGUGAUGGAAAGAAGAUUUUGUGAUCUAGUACGAUCAGACAGGUGGAAAGAAUAAGACUGACUGUUGAAGAUUAUCUCUCUUUCGGUCCAAUCUCGCUCUUGAGACAUUAAAAACAGUCGUUUUGUCUUGUGUUGAUACAGAGAACUAGGAAGAGAACAAGGUAGAAGUAAUAGUGGUAUGAUCUGUUAUGACCUGUAGCAACAUAACUGCUCAAGUUUAAGGCAUCCUUUCGAAUGCAAUGGCCUGUCAUCACCCAAGGGCAUCGAAUUGUAGAAAUAAUUGACCUCUGGGUUCUCUCUUCUCCUUUCUCUUUUCUUGGAACGGAUUCUGGAACGAAGUUGAGCAAUAAUUUCGUAAUAAAGGAUGGUCCAACGGAAAAGUCCUCAGUCUGUAACAAAACAAUAACUUCGAAAUUGGCGACAGGGAUUUCAUGGUGGAAUGCCAUUCAUGGUGCAAUGGUCCCCUGCCUUGUAGCAGACAGCUGUUGGAAGGCCCUAUGUUUGCUAUCAGGAGCGGUGAGUUUGGUUUCGCUAUCAUGGAUGGAAUCCCCUUGUGUUCGUGCUCAGAAGCUGCUGGAAGUUUCCAUGUUAUGGGUGGAGUCCAGCAAAGGUCUCCUACCUUACACUCAGGCCCCAUUGUUAGUCCUCCACAGCCAAACAUUCUCCAUCUACCCCUUCUACAAGAGAACAAAAACCUGACAUGGGACUACAAUGAAAAGAAGUUACCUCUUACACAUACAGCCAAUGACAGUGAGAAAAUGAUAGAAAAACAGAAGUGGAUUGAAGAAUUCAAUGUCGAUCUAUUGCUGCCCCUUUUUUGUGUGCUUUUUAAAAAUAAGGGCUUUUCUCAAUAGAAUUCUGAGGUUUUGCCUGUCAUGCUUGUGAACCUCAAAUAGAUGGUAGGUUCAAUGUCAUCCUGUUUCCUAUUGUAUGAUAAUAAUGGACAUAUGAACCUCAUUGAUAAGAUAAUUAUCUUAUUCUUUGUUUGAUAUCGAUGAAAUAUUUCAUCAAGGUUGAAUAUAGUUUAUUUUAUUUUAUUGCGUGCAUUGUAUCCUAUUUUGGAGUAAUUAAGCAAACGUCAUCAUGAUGCAGAAUAGUGACAUCAUUGUAACACCUACACCAGAAAGUUUGCUUCGAUUUUUAUCUGCGAAGAAUGCUCAUCAUGGUUGAAUUGAUUGAUUGAUUGGUUAUCGAGUUAUUCUCCUAAACAUUUCUAAAUGUGAAGAUGAUCCAUUUGAAAUGGUUUUAUUAUAUCCUCGUGAUCUGAAAGAAACUGGGGUUUGAAGCAUUCCUCCCCCCAGUUGAGUAGAAAUAAUAAUUCCACUAUAAAAUAAUUCACUUACUCUCUUGUAUGCCUUCUUUUGUAUAAAUCCUGCUUUUGUGCAUUGUGAUAUCACGAAAGUGCAUUUUCAUAUUGCCUUUUGAGGCUUGCACUUUGCCGCUAUUACAUUUGCUUAGUAUGGCUUUGCAGUAACUUUUAGAGUUUUUCUGAUGCAAACUAGUAAUCAUUUUGGAAACUCUUGUUUUUUUUCCCUUUCAGUUUGGGAAGAAAAGUUAUCCACUUUAUGCUCGAUUUUCACCUGAUGGUCAGUACCUGGUUUCAUCCUCUAUUGAUGGCUUUGUUGAGGUUUGUUGUUUAUUAUAGAUGCUGCGUCAAAUGUGUCAUUCACAUGUUGUUUAAGAAUUAUUCCAUAUUUUCCUUAGCUCGAGUAAUUGCAGGUUUGGGACUAUAUAAGUGGAAAACUCAAGAAGGAUCUCCAGUACCAGGCUGAUGUAAGCAAUUUUAAUUUUUAUCCCAAAUCAUAACAGGAGCAUGCUUUAUUUUUAUUUACUAAAUCUUUAAGCUUCAGCUGGAUAUAAAUAUCAUCGAAUAUUGUUCCAUGAUAACUCUUGUUCCAUCAAGAUUGGGUUUCUUGGGAUAGUUUCAAAAGUUUCAGUAUGAUAUUAACCAUGGUUUUCUUAGCGUUGCCUAGUGGCAAUGGGGGCAAGAUGUGCAAAGUAUUCAAGCUGCUUGAAUGGGCAGCCCGAAAAGAUAAUCAGGUGGACCGUCUUAUAGUUAGGGCCUGUUUCAGGAUGCAUUUGUGCAUGAGUGGAGGUGUUGAAGUGUUACAAUAUUUACUCAUGUUACAUGUCGUGUGAUGCUUGAUGAUGUGUUUGUACAUUGCAUCUUUAGCGUCUGAAUGAACUGCUGCGCAACUUUUGUACAUCAUACAUCAUGGGCUGACAUAUUUGGUUGAAUGUGCGGUCGCACAAAUGUGCUCAAGACAAAAAGUUGGGACAAUUAUAUAAAAUCUGGGAAACCUUUGAUUAAAGUCAAUCAAAACCAGGCGUUGUCUGGUCGUUUCACCUUGGUGUCUAAAUAUACAGUGACCAAUACCUUAGGCGCUUUAAAACCUCGACAAGAACUUUCUCUUAACUUAAUAUAAAAUGAAGUGCCCUUGAUAAUGUUAUCUUUGUUUUUUCACCCCUCAGUCAUUCAAUGAGCCAACAACUCAUUGAUCAUUGCUCUCUUUUAGGCAAGAAAAAAACAAGCAUGAAGAACAGAAAGAUAAUAUAAUAGUAUGAAUAAAAAGGUACAUCCUAAACAUACAGAUACUGCACGAAGAAAUGAAUAACAUUAUAUGGAGUAGAAGGAUGAGAACGUAAGUCAAGUUAGAAAGGAAGGUGAAGAAAGCGAGUUCUAUGAGGGAGCACGUAUGUAUUUCCAGAUGUAACAUGGGCCAUGAAUUUCCAAUUGGGGUAUAUUGUAUGAAUAGUAGCACUGUUUUUGGCUUUCACCACAGGUUAUUGUUGUUUUGAGCCAAGAGAAUGAACAUGAAAGUUUUGAGGAUAUGUCUCUAACAGUGAGGUUCCUGGUUUCUCUAGACUCUUUCCUGAAUUCGAACCCCUCUCUGAUAUCUUAUAGGUGCCUCUUCGUAAAGAACUCAUCGCGACCAUGGUUGUGGGUAUGCAAAUCAUGUAAAAAUCAUUUAUUCAUGUUUGAUUGUUGCUCAUCUUCUUCUCUAUUCUGCUUUCUUCCUCGUCCUAUCUUAUGGUUGGGGAGUGUUAUUCCUAAAACAAUCCAUAGGUUGGGCUGUCAGACAAUUUUUCUUGCAGUGAGUAAUAUUUUGUGUAUGAUAUUUUUUUCCCUUGCUUUUGCAUGAUCCAGAAAGUAAGUUUUUUAAAAUCUUUAUGCACUCUCCUCAAAGUCUUAAAACUGGAUUUAUAUUUAUUGCAAGAAUGCUGAUGCCAUAAAAUGUAUGCAGGAUGCCUUUAUGAUGCACGACGAUCCUGUUCUUUGUGCCGAUUUUAGUAGAGAUUCUGAAAUGUUGGCGUCUGGUUCACAAGAUGGAAAGAUAAAGGUAGCUCUUAUUUUGCAACAUUUUGCAAAUUUAAUUGCCACUAGGUUCAUCUUGAGGAUGGUUAUAGAAGAAAUUCUCUUGCAUUCACAAUUUUGUCAAUGUGUUUCAUAAGUAUACUCUCUGUUUGUUUAUCUACCCGCUAAUUUAAAAAAUUCAAUACUAUUGGUAACUUUACUAGAAUUUUAGAAGGUCACCGUACAUAGAUUAUAUCUUGAUCCCUACAUGCUUUCCCUUUUUAAAUGAGAUUAUUCCAUCGUGCAGAGUUCCAUGUGACAACAGGGAUGCACGAUCUGAUCUUGCUUUCUGCAUGGUUGUGACAAAAGUGCAAGAAAAACGAUGGGUUUUGCUAUUCCCUCUCUGUGAUGCUUGGGGGAUUUCCUUCUACUUCACGAGGGAUCAGGGGGGCAGUCUCAUUUUUGAACAGUGAAGACUUCAUGUAGAGUCUUUUAAGGUUGGUGACAAUAGUCAGUAUUUGUCAUCAUCUUCUUCAUUCACCUUUCAUCCACGAAUAUCUCAGUUAAUGGGGUCAGAGAUAACAGCUAAUGAUAAUUUAAACAAGUAAUAUUAGACCAUUGUAGAGAGGGUCAUUCUAGACUUUGACACGCUAUUCAACGACAUGAUCAGUAUGGGUGAAAUUUUUAUACAAUCUACUCUUGCUUUAUCAAUAUGAUGAAGCAAAGAAAAAUCUCACAUGCAGUUAGUCAAAAGAUACGGUAGAUUUGUUCUUUUUCUGUCAUAAUCUCUGCGCUUAAGUGGGCUUCGAAAGAUUUAUAGUUUGCACAUGAAGAAACGCUGUGGUGCCCUAUUUUGUAGGAACUGAAAUUGUACACCUGGGUUCAUCUUUCCCAUCCUUUGGAGCAUCUCAGCCAGUGCAUCUUCUCCUCCUGUAAAGCUUUCAGCCCAUAAAAGCAUCAAGAUUAUUCACUAGGUGGUUUCGUUGAUUGGGUCAGGAUGUUGGAUUUAGACUAAUAGUACUUGUCAUUAUCAAAUGAAGCCCAGCUGAACUCUGCUACAAUUGCACUCCGAGUUUAGUAUCACCUGUUCGUCUUCUCCGCCCCAAUUCUCCCCCACUUUUGCCAAUUGUGAUAAUUCCAUCAAUUAGUGAGGAUGCCCCUUGUGACCUGGAAAAUAAUGCCAUCGUUGCAUUCUCGUCCUCUCUUUUCCGUCCCAUUGCUAGUAUUCCUUACUCCUUUUAACAUUGUUGAGUUCUUGUGUGAAGCAAAUAAUUUCUUCAUUCAUUCUUAGUCGUUCAUCACACUUACUUCCCUAGAUUGGUGGAUUCGUCCAGAUUCAUUUGAUCCCACUGUCCACUUUUCCCAGUUUUUCCUAGUUCACCUGAGUUAUUCUUCCUGUCUACUGCUCACCUCAUUCUCUGGAUUAUUCAUGAUUUUGCACUUAUUGUUGGCCGCGUCAACCUUUGGCUGAGUUCAGCUAAACAUAAAGUAUCAGAAAAUAUGUGAGGUUCCAAUAAUCUCCCUAAUGUAUUAAAUAUCAUGAAAUCUUGGACUUGCUGCUUCAGGUCUCUAAAUGUACUUCCUAGGUAUGCAAAAAACUCUGUGAAUGAUAAUCUAAGGUUUUGACAAACAUUACCUGGUUCGUAUAGGGAAAAUAUCGUUUAAAGACGCACGGAUACGAGGAGGCUAUUGCAGACUCCUCAUUCCUAGGUAAAAUUAAGCGUUAGAAUCAACACCACUGUCUCCCUUAUUUCUUGGGAUGUAGAAGUCUAAUCAAUCAACAUUCGUUGAUGCAAAUAAUAAAUUGUGGUAGUGCUUUUACAUCUUUGCUUGAACUUCAAAAAUGUAUAUGUUGGUUUAGGUGAUUACUAAAUUUCGAACGUUUAUAGUCUUAUUUUUUUGAUCUUGCUUCACCUUGGUAAUGCAGUCUUCCUUUAACAUCUGUCCAGGUUUGGCGUCUAAGGACUGGUCAGUGUUUACGUCGUCUUGAACAUGCACAUUCCAAUGGUGUCACCAGUGUUGUAUUCUCUCGUGAUGGAAGCCAGCUGCUAAGUGCAUCCUUUGACAGCACUGCAAGGUUCCUUAAGAUCAUGGAUAUUCUGUCUACACUAGUUGCAACGUGGCAUCAACUUCGUUUGCUAAUUUUUUUUGGUCCUAGAAAAUAUUUACUGUCUCUAUUAGUCUUCUUAUUUUGAAAGAAAAUGUGGGAUACAUUGCUGGUUUCAUCCUAGAGAUAUAGUAACAAGAACGGUGGGGUGAAAUAUGCCAAAUCUGGUCAAUUACGAAAAAAUAUUUCUCCUACAAAAAGUACUUCUGUCUGAAGAAUUAGUUACGUGAUUAUUAGUUUCUCUAAUAAAAAAAUGGCUGUAAGGAGAGUGUACAAUGGUGCGACGGGAAAAACCUUUUCGCGUAGGCCCUUCUAUCUUGAAGGAUCAAUUUAUUCCUCUCCUGUGAGGAUACCUUUGUCCCUGUUGUAAGAGGCUACUGAAAAAUAAAGCUGUCUGGUCCUUUGUACAUCUCCCAAGAAAAAGAAAUGUCAUUGUGCGUCUUUAGUCAUUCAAAGGUUUUUCUUGUCACCUUGCAAAUUGAGUCAACCUUAAAUGAUACAAUUAAUCAAACUUUCUCUAAUGCUCUCUUGCAUUUCCAUUUUUCAAGAAAUCCUUCUGAAGUAUUAAGAUGAAUUAUAUAUUUAGCUAUGGGCUGAGGGCUUUUUCAUGGUGAUGAUUAUAUUAUAAAUAAAUCUGUUUGUUCAAUUUAUGGCUAUGACAGUUCUUUGAGUCUUAGUUCUAACAAUAUACCCUAUGAGGCCCAUUCUCUCGUGAAACUUGCUAGGUUGGUUCAACUAUAGUACUUCCUCUUUAUGCUUGCAUUUCAGUUGAUCUAUGGACCUUAUAGAACUGACUAAACUUCACAUAUAAUUGUUGUUUAAUGUGGAAAAUUAUGAGAUCUGUUUCUUUUCUGCUAAGGAAUGGGAUACUACCAAUUAUUUGACAGCUGUUUACUUUUGGCCGAUGCUUUCUUGUAAAGUAACUCUGUAACUACACACUUGAUUCAUGAGUAAAGUAUACUUGUAACUUCGAGCUCUGGAAAAUGUGUGUACUGACAUGGGCACGUAAAUAAGGCAUGCAAAAUAUUUUAAUUAAAGGCUCAAGGGUAUGGUGGAAAAUACGUACAUAUAUGGAUUUGGCUGUUGGUUGUGAAGAACUUCUAGAUUAUGCUUUUACUAGUCUUCUAACGUAUUGAAAAAUUUGGUUUUGGAAUCCCACACGUGUUGUGUUCAAAGCUCAAAAAGGCAUUCUAGGAUUUGAUAUGGACUGUUGUGGCUAAUUAAGCUCCGGAGUUGUGUUGCGAAUAAUGGCAUGUAAAUCAAAUUGCAUUGUUUAUAUUUGUAACCAUUUUUUUUGUAAAGGAAACAUGAUGGCUUCUUUCAUCUUUUUGGCAGAAUCCAUGGCCUUAAGUCAGGGAAGUUGUUGAAAGAAUUUCGUGGUCACACUUCUUUUGUAAAUAAUGCAAUAUUUACAAGUGAUGGAAGCCGGGUUAUUACUGCCUCUAGUGAUUUUACUGUGAAGGUAUGGUCAUCUACAUCUAUUAAAUCCCAUUCUCAUCCUUCACAUUUCUGGGCCAAAAAAUGGAGUCAUGCUCAAUUAAUUCUUCCGAUCCAUCCGAUGUUUCCUAAUAUCUUGGACAAAUCCACAGUUAGCUUUCCUUUGACCAUGAUUUCCUUAUCCUCAAUAUCUGUUCGUUAGCCACAGUUGUACUUUUUGAAAGUGUGAUCAUGUCAGGUGUGGGAUCUGAAGACCACAGAUUGCUUACAUACAUUCAAGCCACCCCCUCCUUUAAGGGUACUUCAUUCUUCUUGUGGUUAUCUUUUUCCUUUUCAAUAUCUUUUCAGUUUAUACGAUUCCAUUGGCAUCUAUGUGAUGUGAUUUUUUUGACCUUGCUAGGGUGGUGAUGCAGCAGUAAACUCCAUCCAUCUGUUCCCCAAAAAUACUGAACACAUUAUAGUUUGUAACAAGACUUCAUCUAUAUACAUCAUGACACUUCAAGGGCAGGUGCACGUUUACUUAGGAAUCUUUCAUAAUUUGAGGCAAUCUUACGAUGAUUACUUCUUUCUAUCUGCAAAAUGAUUCUGUUAAUUAGUGGCAAUGGACGCUGAAGUGAUCCAAUAUGUGUAUGCUUCCACGCAGUUUGUUGAUGUGCUUUCUUAGUGUUGAGCCUUCAAAUAACAAAGUGCUAACAAUGGAUGAUAAAUAUCUUUUGGCUUAAUCUAAACGUCAGGUUGAUUGUUUGUUGAAGGAAAAUAUGUUGUUGACAUCAAUGUAGAGGAUGGUGGAGCUAUUUUUCUUGACCUGAAAGUUACAAGAUUUCACAAUCAUGUCCAUUUUUUUAAACAAUCAUCUGGCAAACAUAAAGGUAGCCAUUUGUACAUGGGCUCAAAGCCUCUGCAUUGCUGCAGAAGUUGUGUUAUGCAAAAACAAAAAUGUAAAUAAAUACACCGAAAGUUUCUAAGGGCUGUAGGUGGGGAUACAGAAAAAAUGGCACCUGUUUUUAAACAUUGCUAGCUUGCUAAAUGAAAUUUGUGCCGCAUUCAUUUAUUCGUAAUUGUAUGUUUGAAUCAAUUAUGAAGGGAAGAAAAAAGGAGUAUUGAAUGGUACACUAGAUUUUAUGAUUAAAUCUUCUAUUGUUAUUGAUGUAGGUUUAUGGACUGAGCUCGAGCUCCCACAUAUUCGUCCCGUUUAUCUUUUUAUUAAAAGGAUUUCGGAUAUUUCAUAUCUUCACUUCUCAUAAAUGAAAACAAAUACUUUAAUAGUUAUUAAUACAGUUGUGAAGUUGCUUAAAUCCUCUUUACUCUUCCAGGUUGUUAAGAGUUUUUCUUCCGGUAAGAGAGAAGGAGGAGACUUUCUUGGUGCUUGUACUUCCCCAAAAGGAGAAUGGAUUUACUGUGUUGGUGAAGACAGGUAAUUUCUAAUCGUGUUCUUGUGCCCUCUUUUUGAUGUUUUUCAUUAUAAUAUUCCUUUUAGUAUGCUGGUCUUGCUAAAUAUUCGGGCAGUAAGAACAUGUGAUCCAUAGUUAAGUUGGCUAGGCAUCAUCAAAAUAUUUUACCAAGGUGAUGUAUGCCUAAACAUCAUCCUUUGGGGAUGUCAAUGUUGAGACUGUAGUGGGAGAAAGAGAGAUAAAAGGAGGCGAUGAGAGACCGCUGUAUUCUAAAUUAACCAAUUUGAUCUUGUGGAGAGAGUAUCAUAUUCUAAGUUGCAAGUCCUAAUCAGAGUUGUCAUUGGACGAUUUGAUUUUUUAGAAGUAAUCCCUUAGUUUCCUUUUAAAUAAAAAACGUUAAAAACCAAGCUAAAUUCGUUGAAUUUUCUGGCCAGUCUUUCUCAGUUUCAUUUGGAUCUGUUAGUUUCUUACUGGAGCACUGCUGUGAGAAGAAUGUGGAAGAGUAACAUCUAUUUCACAGUGUAGAGAUAGAAGAUUGAAAUAGAAGAAGAAAGAGAAAAGAGGUAAAGUAACUUGUGAAUCAUCAUUAAUGGCUGUUGGCUGACACCAACUACCACUAUAGGCUGUUGCCUUGCUAGAAAGUGUGAAACCCCAGGGGUGACAAUCAUGGGACGAAUAAUCAAGUGUCUCUUAUUUUGUACCUUAGAUUGUUGAAUCUGGUCCAAGUUCAUGCUGGAGCUUUGAGGGUGGGAGUGAUAUGAAGGUGGAACAACUGAAGGGCCUAUAAAUUGGACGAUCUCAUUUGUGGGGAUUUCUGCGGAACGUAUCUUGGUAGUUACUACUGAAGUAAUGGUGGAAACUUGGGUACUGGUUGGUGCUUGGGUUGGGAUAGCUCCUAUUCUAGCAGAUUCAACGCAAUACCUCUAUAAUUUUGGUGGAAACUUUGUCUUCUGCUUGAGUGUUGUGUGCACUUGGUUGGCUACGACUGCAUAAGAAUCAUCCGCUGGGAUAUUUUUGCACCAAAUUUGAUGGUUUGUAAAUUUAGAGUCCGAAGAACUUGACCUUUGAUAGGUUAUUGUUUCUGGCUGGCUCCAAUCCUCUUCAUCCAGUUUAAAUUUGGUCGAUUGGUUUGAACUAAAUUUGGUCAAUCCUCUUCAUCUUUUGGUAUUGACUUGAUGGAAACCACUGACACACUCGAGGGACAUUCGGGGGAUCAGAAACUGAGCUGGUGACUACGGUGGGAUGGUUCCAUUAGGGUUUCCUGUCGGUUUGGUCUUAACACCCAAGGGGGUGGGGGGGGGAGGGGGAUCGGCCUGACAUCAUGCUAGAUGUGAGAUGCAUGCCUGGAAUACUAAUUUGACCCUUUGAAUUCAAUAAUUCCAAUGAAUGGGUUUGAAGUAGACAUUUCGAGUGUUUAGAUUUAAGAUCACCAGACAUCGAUCACAAGGACCACCCCAUGAUGUUCUCCUCUUGAACAUCCAAGGCACUUGGGUUUGGCCGACAGACCAAGGCCAUGGUAAGCAACCGUUGACAUAACUAGUCUCUUACUCAGAGGUGCACCUGUAUCGACUGAAAUAACAAGACUGUGGUGCAGUCAACUUUGUCGCCAAAGAUAUAUAGAUUUUUUGAAGAAAGAGGUAUUUCAGUUGGCAUUUUCAGUGUUCUCCUAGCUAAUGAAGCUCCCCAGGGCCUUGAGGAAGUGUUGUGUGGUUGAUUGGGAUUCUGUUGGACAUAGAGCUUGAGGCUCCAUUCAGUUCGGAUUAAGUAGCAGAAACACGAGUUACAUGCUGAAUUUAGCUCUCUAGCAUCUCCCUAGGCGACAUGUAGGUUUUCUGCUAGUUGAUUACAAGCCGUACAUCUUUCCCAUUUUUCUGUUUUCUUCGAAUUUUUGACUGGCUUUUUUUGGUUUUAAGUUGACUUAUGAGAAUGAACGCCUUUGCAGGAACCUGUACUGCUUCAGUCAACAAUCUGGUAAACUAGAACAUCUCAUGAAGGUAAAGAGUGCUCUUUCUUUACCAAGGCAAUACCUAAUAUCUAAAUGGCCUGCUAUUUUCAGUGAGCUACUUUCAGAGCAUGUUUUCUUAUCUACUGCUUCAGUCAUGUUUUCUUAUCAUAUAUGAGCAUUAAUUAUACCCAAUAGCAUUUGUCUACUGCUUCAUGUGUCUGGAAUUUCUAAUAGCAUUUGUUUCUCAUAAUAUAUCGCACGAUAUUCAUCACUUUUGUUUUAUUUUCUAUCUGAUGUCUGCCUGUUGCAAGAUGAUGCUUCCUGAAGAAGUGAACCGUCUUUUUGCCUCAUUUGCCUUGAUAUUUGAGCAUUGUAAUGAAUCAAAUACACCCCUUUAUGCGCAUAAUCAGUACCAUAAUUAUAAUUUUGCUAGAAAGAUGAAGCCCUCGCUUACUUCCACGUCAUCUGUUUCACCCUCUCAUUGCAUAGUGCCACUUCAAGCUACUGUUUGUGUAAUGGCACACGCUUUGGCAUAUUUCUAGUACUUACUAAUUGGGGUAAAAACCAGGUUGGGUUUGGUUGGGGUUACAAUCUUACAUAGCCCGAUGGCACCUCGACUAAGGGGGCGGGCUUCUUCCCUGUUGUUGGGGCAUCUUUUGUCUUGGCAUGACAAAUUAGCCGGCGACAUAUUCUCCUUAAUCAAAGGCUGAAUCAGUUUUUUUCUUACUUUUUCUAUUGAUUCUGAUCUCGCAGGUUCAUGAGAAGGAUGUGAUUGGGGUCACUCACCAUCCCCACAGGAACUUAGUCGUCACAUUCGGUGAGGACGGGAUGAAAAUAUGGAAGCCUUGA
This is a messenger RNA of Spirodela intermedia, 15691 nucleotides long. NCBI's taxonomy places the organism in Eukaryota, Viridiplantae, Streptophyta, Magnoliopsida, Alismatales, Araceae. The record is from the annotation of a GenBank genome assembly.